Pocillopora damicornis (cauliflower coral) is the source of this 6230-nucleotide messenger RNA. RefSeq names its product protein mono-ADP-ribosyltransferase PARP14. NCBI's taxonomy places the organism in Eukaryota, Metazoa, Cnidaria, Anthozoa, Scleractinia, Pocilloporidae. Gene Ontology annotation, cellular component: nucleus; cytoplasm. Gene Ontology annotation, molecular function: NAD+ poly-ADP-ribosyltransferase activity; transcription corepressor activity; RNA binding. Gene Ontology annotation, biological process: protein poly-ADP-ribosylation; negative regulation of gene expression. The record is from RefSeq and is a predicted model, not a curated record.
ACAGGAUCGCACGAUGUUCUUGUAAAUCAUAAAGAAAAAUGUUUCGAUCUUGGGAAACUUAAAAUGAGUAGUUCACGGAUUUUAGUCUCUGGUUUUCCAGAUGGAACGAGCGAAAUAGCGCUAACGAUAUACUUCCAAUCGGUGCGAGAAUCUGGAGGAGGAGAUGUCGAAAGCAUCGAAAUUGAUCGCAGAACAGCCAAAAUCAUCUUCACAGAAGCGCAAGUCGCAGAGAGAGUGUUGAGCCGAACCCAUACUUUUAAGAACCAUACGCUUCAAGUUACUCGCAUGCCCCAACCUCAAGGAAAAUCUUACAGAUUGGAAGAAAAGGGGAGAGCUUCAGUGGAUGAGUUUGAAAAUCAAGACACUCGUCAAAACAAUAGCAGACAGCAAAAUAGCAGUACAGAAGAACCUCCUUCCUCUCAGGAGUCAGCCUCUGCAGCAUCAGUCCAGAGUGGAUCUCCAAUUCCCGAGCGAUGCAUAAUCGAAGUAACUGGUUUGCCAGAUGGUGCAUCUGAGGAUUUGGUAACAAACUACUUUGAAAACGCCAAACGCUCUAAAGGGGGUCCUGUGUCUUCCGUAGUCAUGACACCCGAACUCCGGAAGUGUCUGGUCACCUUUGAAUCUCCUGAUGAUGCAGAGAGGACGAUAAAUCAUUCAUCUCACGUUUUGAGCGGAGAAAAACUGCAAGUCUCGCUGUUUGUAGAGGAGGAUGAAAGUGCCGUCGAAUUCGAUGAAAACAAAGGAGAAGACGAAGACCUGGACAAGGAAGGUGGCAUCACCAUCGUUGCUAGCGGCAUCCUGUCUUCUACCUCAAAAGAUACAGUGAUUUUGUACUUUGAGAAUUCUAGACGAUCAGGAGGAGGCGAUGUCUUCGAUGUCCAUUACAACGAUAAAGGGGAAGCAGUGAUAACUUUCUCUGAGGUGAAAGACCUGCAGCGCCUUCUCGAGGGGCCACACAAAAUUGACGACCGAAUAAUAACAGUGGUGCGACAACCUCCUCCGAAAAAAGUGCCUCUUGAUCCACUGAGACUUCAUGUUCAAGGAAUCAGCAAAACGACCACUAAGGAUUGUUUGUCCUUUUAUUUGGAAAAGUUUGCGGAAGUUGCUGUCGAAGAAGUCUAUCUCGGUUUUAAGGAUAAUGCCCUGGCAGUAUUUGAAAGUGAACCGGACUUUGAAUCACUCUUGCAGAAAGUUAACAAUGAUAAAAAAGGCUUAGAGGGAAAGAAACCUCGCAUAGAAAGAGUACCAGUCUGUUCAUGUAUUCUGGUCACGGGAUUGAAGAGAGAAUCAACCGAUCACACCAUUGAUCUUUAUUUUGACAAUGAGAAGCGAAGUGGCGGAAGGGAUGUCAGCAGAGUGGAAAGGAUCAGAAAAGACCAGGCUUUAGUCCACUUCGAGGAUCACACAAGUGUUCAAGACGUCAUUGCGAGGGGCCAGAGAGAGGCACACAAAAUUGAUGGAGUCGAGUUAGAAGUGAUGCCCUAUUACCCUUUCCUCGAGAACGCAGCAUCCAAGAGAAUGGAGGUGACGUUUGAUCCAGAUAUUUAUAAAUAUAUUAAGGUUCAUCAUAAGAGUGAGCUGCAAACGUUACUCGAGAAGUACAGUGUAGAGGCUGAACUCUCAGAUGGCUCGAUCCUUAUCAUUUCUCCUGCGGAUUCCAAAUGCGACACUUCAUGGGAAGAAGGGGCAGAGAGUUUUAAGAGUUUCCUGUUCAAUUUCAAGAAGUCUGAGAUAUCCGUUCCUUCCGAAAUAUUUGAUGAGGUCUCAAAACGCUGGCAGCUUCAAUGUUCCUCGCAGGGAACAGCCAAUUUUCUGCUCUCAUUUGAUAACCAUAGAGGACUAGCCGUAAUUCUAGGCAAGAAGACUGUCGUGGAGCAGGAAGAGGAAAAACUGAAGGAAUUGAUGACAGAAGUAAAGCAAGAUUCAGAGCUGAUGAAAUCUGUGGUUGAGGUCGUGGAAACUAAUUAUUCUAGCUCCAGACUUACUUUACUCGAGAUGUCAGGCCUGUGUAACAAGCUUGCCGAUGAAUACCGACACUUAAGUAUUAAUGUUGACAGUGUUGGAGAAAAGCUGUGUUUCAAGGGUCCAAGAAAAAACAUUCAAGAAGUCAAACUUGAAGUGGUCACAUUUAUCUCAAAAAUAAUUGAACGAACGACUGAACAACCAACCGGUAUCAUAGAUGUUUUGAGGCAACAACACGUUUCAAUAUUCAUACAAGAACUGUUUGAAAAGAAAUCUAUUCAGGCUGUGAUACUUCUUGACCAAGGGAGAAAUUCAAACGAAGUCCAAGUGGUCGGCGUUGAUGCAAAGAACGCGAAAGAAGCAGAAGCUAUUUUACAAGAUUCCCUCAAAGAAAAGAGUAUCCAUCUAAAACCUGAAAAUACCCAAGUCAUCAACAGUCAUGAAUGGAAAGACUUCCAGUUGUCGAUGACAUCGAAUUUUAAAGUUGGAAUAGCAGUUGACGCCUCUGUAAGCAACGUGUGGAUCAGUGGUAUCACAGACGAUGUUGACAACUGUUCAGAUCAAGUACAGAAGUUUCUGGAAAAGAACACCAUAUUUCAUAACGUUGUCCAAGUUGAAGAGGGAACAGCAAGAUUUAUAGCAACGUUGUGGGAAAAGAAGCUUGAAGCCAUCAAAGGAGAACUUUCUAACUGCUACGUUGACAUGAGAGUGACAUCUGACUACACAGGGAUAGAGGUUUCCGGCACCGCCGAAGGAAUGGCAAAGUGUGUUCCUCAAAUUGAAAGAUUUGCUGACGAACAGACGUUUCGCGCCCGUAAAGUUGGAAAGUCUGUCUUUAGCUCUGCACCUAAUUACUCUGGUUAUGGUCGUGCUGCUCAAGUGAAGACGGCGCGUGCUCCACGAUCAUUUGUGACCCAAGGAAUUCGCGUAACAGUAGAGAGCGGCGAUCUUGCUGACCAACGGGCCGAUAUUUUAGUUGGAACAGCGGCAUCAAAUCUCAAUUUGUCACAGAAUCCUUGUGCCAGGGCACUCAGUCAAAGAGCAGGACCAGCAUUGCAAAAACAAUGUAACAAAGUAGGGCAGGUCGCUGUUGGUGAUAUUGCCGUUGUCGAUCAACCAGGAAACCUCAAAUGCCAAGCAGUUGUCUUUGCUAUAUGCUCCGAGUGGCAAGAUGGAAAAGGAAAAAAGGUUCUGAAGAGGUUAAUCAGGAAAUGCCUUGAAGAGGCGACAAGAGCUGGUGUGGCAUCCAUUGCAUUUCCUGCCAUCGGAACAGGAAUACUUGCAUUUCCCCGUACUGAGGUCGCAGAAAUCUACUUUGAUGAGGUAACAUCUCACAGUAAAAAAAACCCGUCAACUACACUUAAAGAAGUCAGGUUUGUUCUUUAUGACAAAGACUACCCAACUAUCCAAGCCUUCGAAGAGGAGAUAAAAAGAAGAGAUAUGGAAAACACUCCUAUUCCGGUCAGGAGAGCCGCGCACCCAAUAAAAAUUCAAUCCGCGAAUAACCCCUCUUCGGCUGUUUAUGCAUCUUCUUCUCCCAACGUGACAUUUUCGCCAGUACGAGAACGAAGGCCAGAUCACUUGGAAAGUAAUGUUGGAGCACUGUGCUUCCUAGCCCAACCAGGUGACAUUACUAACGAGAGAACGGAUGCCAUCGCCAUCAUAUCUAACCCAGAUCUGGAUGUGAAGAGGGGAGGUGGAGCAGGGGCAGCAAUUCUCAAGAAAGGAGGCCACUCCAUUCAAAGAGAGUGUCAGUCAUUUGGUCCACAAUCACCAGGAGCAGUUGUAGUUACAAAAGCGGGGAACUUAAAUGCAAGUUUUGUCUUCCACAUAGUCCUUCCUCAACCUCUAAACAACAAAAGCAUCAAAGUAUCAGUAAUGAAGUGUCUUCAAGAGGUUGAGAAAAGGGGUCUUUCAUCGAUCUCAUUCCCUGUCAUAGGAACAGGCAAUCUUGGUUUUACAGCAAAGUCCUGCGCGGAGACAAUGUUAUCCGCAGUUUGCGACUUUAACAAUCACCAGCCUGCUUCUUUAAAGCUCGUCAAGAUGGUCAUUUUCCAAAAAGAAAUGAUUAAAGACGUCCGCCUGGCAAUGGAAGAAGCAUCCGGACAAGCGCCAGCCAACAAACCUGGAAUUUUUCAACGAGUUGUCUCCAGAUUCAGUGAUUUAUUUGGCUUCGGGGAAAAGGACAUUGAGCUUCCAAAGAGCCAAGAUUCCAACAAAAUUCUCCACCUUGCAGUUUUUGCUGGUUGUAAAGAGGACAUUCAAGGAGCAACUCGCCGCAUAAACGAAAUUAUGAAAGAGAACUCAACGACGCAAAUUAUUGAGCAUGAAGCCGUCACUAUAUUCUCUAGAGAUAAUCUCCGAAAGAUUCACACCCUUGAGCAAAUACAUGAUGUUUCAGUUUCAGUCGAGAAACUUGCAGGGCGCAUCGUAAUUCGUGGACAGACUUCAGACAUCCUCAACGUUUCAGGUGAGAUCCAUACGAUUUUGCACAAAUUGAAAGAGGAAGAACACGAACGCAAGCGAGCUGAAGAGUUGUCAAAGGAUAUCAGAUGGAAGUACCUUGAUGGCAAUAACUUUGUGGAAUAUGGAAGCCUCAUAAAUGCAAAGAUCGAAGCUGCUUGUAAUCAGAGGAAAACCGGAGUGACCAUAACCUCUGAGGAGGAAGACGAUUUCCGAGUUGAUUUCAGCUCAAUGACGAUGACCGAUCCGCGUGGCGUUGCCACUCCAGUCCAGAGAAUUGAUCUGCGAAAAGGGGUCCUGCAACUUCCUACUCACUGGAUUCCACAACCAAAGGACUCACAGGGCUUAGAAAUGACUGUACAUCUUGUUGAGCUGGAUCCUGUGAAAGACUCACAGCAGUACGCUCAUGUUCAGAACCAAUUCCAGCAAACCUGUUCCAACCAAAUUUUAAAGAUAGAACGAGUUCAAAAUCCAGCUCUCUUUGGCUCGUACAUGAUCCGAAAACAGAAGAUGGACGAGACGAAGGGAAGCAACGAGCGGUGGUUAUUUCACGGAACUCCGGGUGAUAACUGCAAAUUAAUAAAUCACUCAGGUUUCAACAGAAGCUUUCAUGGUAAAAAUGCAACCAUGUACGGAAAUGGCGUGUAUUUUGCUGAGGACGCCUCAUACUCAGCUCGGUCAACCUACUCACCAGCCGACACGAGUGGUCAGCGGUACAUGUAUCAUAGUAGAGUCCUGGUUGGUGAGUAUGCACAAGGAAAACAAGGUCUCAUCACGCCUCCAGCAAAGAAUCCAAAUGAUCCAACUGACACCUAUAACAGCGUGGUGGAUCAAAUCCCCAACCCGAAAAUCUUUGUUGUGUUCUAUGACUCGCAAUGCUAUCCAGAGUAUUUGAUUACCUUUUGCUGACUCGCACACGGUUUUCGGCGCUGUUUAGUGUAACACAACUUGUGCUUCUUUGUUUAACUGGGAAAAAGACGUUUCAGUGGAUAGAUGUCGUUAGUUUCUCCGUUUUAUAGUUUGUUUUGUUUUAUUUGUGUCUGUUUCUCCUUUUUUUUUAUUUGUUGUUGUUGUUGUUUUUGAUAUAUUAUUACUGAUUUUCGUUGUAAUAGUGAGCCGACUCAAUGAAGAAUCUUUUUGUCUAUCAGCAAAUUACGAUAUCAUAAAUCGCGCAUGGAUAACAAAAUUAUUUGUCUGUUUUUUCUAUGUUUUUUUCUAUGUUUUUUUAAUUUGUUUGUUUGCUUGUUUUCUUGUUAUCAGUUGUUAUAGUGAGCCGCCUCAAUUUAGAUUUGAAUUUUGUGCAUCAUAGAUCGCGCACGGAUAAAGGAAUCGUGCAGCGACACUUAUAUAGCUCUCUAUAGUAGGACUAUUAAUGCGAAACAGCUAUAUUUGUUUCCCACUUUCCUCAACACCCGGCAAAAUUAUUUAGAUGCAUGGUAAAUCACAGACGAAUGAUCAUCUUGUGAAUCAUGGCUACUACCAAACAUAAGCUAACUGAAUUAAGCUUGAACAUCCUGUCAAUAUGAGUUUGUAGGGCUCCGUGUGGAAACAUCUAAAUCGUUCCUCCUGAGGUAGCUCUAUUCACCGCAGGUGUCGUUCGGCAACGUUAUAAUUAAGGAGGGUAGAAAAGGGUGAGGGAGGGCUUUUGGUAAUCUAGGCCAAGCUCGCAGUCGAAAAAGAUUAUUGAGAAAAGAAUGAGCAAAAACCAACAGGUAUUUGGCAAUGAAAAAAAAAAGAGUUGCGAAAGACUGUGAGAAUUGCGUUUUUAACACCUCAUUUUGCCCUCUUCGCUUCUUUUUGCGAAG